Messenger RNA from Odontomachus brunneus, 3209 nucleotides. Its product is annotated as caseinolytic peptidase B protein homolog. Gene Ontology annotation, molecular function: ATP binding; ATP hydrolysis activity; protein binding. The transcript has 10 exons. The coding region runs from base 790 to 2730 and encodes 646 amino acids. Lineage: Eukaryota; Metazoa; Arthropoda; Insecta; Hymenoptera; Formicidae. Gene Ontology annotation, cellular component: cytoplasm; mitochondrion. The record is from RefSeq and is a predicted model, not a curated record. Gene Ontology annotation, biological process: cellular response to heat.
CGCGGCUAAUAUUGCGGCCGAUGUGAAAUCGAGCUUCGAGAAUGUUCUCGAAAAUUGCGUCUUCAUUGAUGACCGACGCGAGACGGUGUUUUAAUUUUUUAUCCUCCUGCUAAUCUUCAUUUUAUAAACUCCCACACUAAUCGUAUUUUGUAGAAAUAUUACAAUAAGAAAAGGAAUGAGAAAGAGAGAGAGAGCGUCAAAUUAGAAGUUGCAAGGAUUUCAAUGAUGAAAAGAUCUUACUUUGUUGGAAGCAUAUAGAAUUGAAUAGAAACGUGCAAUAAUCAGAAAAUGGAACAUCUUGUCCAUUUGUAACACGAGAAAAACGAACUUAUCAAAUUACAACAAUUUUUAAAUUGUAUUGCUAUAUAAGGCUACGUACGAUCUGCGUGUUUCGUCUGUAAAAGCAAAUGUAUAACUUGAAUCAGAACUAAACGAUUUUAUAUGAUGCCAACUAGCUUUUAAAACUUUCUUACGAAAUUUUCGUCAUGCAAUCACUCUAAACGGCCAAUGUGGGAAAAAUUAUGAGCAGAGAGCGUCUUUUCGUUCGCAACUCGCAACAGUAAGUAACAUCGAUCGAAUGUUGUGUCGGGGCAGUUUUUUACGUAAAUAUAAGCCGACAGGAAAUAAAGCGCGUUGUUAUAGCAACUAUCCGUAAUAUCUGAUCAUUGAAUCUAAUAGUGGCUUGGAAAAAUCGAUUGGCACUGACGUUUACAGCGGUCGUUUGUGAUCGCUCAGAGCUCUCAAUCGGCGUGUGCAGUGACAUAACCUCGCGCACAAACGUUAUGCAAAAUGUUACGUUUGUGCAGUUUGAAAUUAUACUCGGUAGUUAGCAGUGUAAGAACGUCGGCCGCGCUUACUAGAAAAUUAUGUUUUACAAGUAGAGGAUUCAAGAAUACGCUUCAUCCAAACUAUAUAGGUUAUGUUCAUAUGUGUAUGCCGCAGCGUACACUAUCAACUUAUCCGCUGCAUGGUUUGUUGAAUGAAAUAUUUUCUUAUUGUCCACCAACUGUGGCGACAAUUGCAAAAGAAAAAUAUAAAAAACAUGGCAAAUCUAAUAAAAGACAUUUCAAAUACCUUCGACUGUUUUUGAGUGCUUUUGGGCUUACAGUAGCAUCUUGCGAUUAUAAAGUAUCUUUGCAUCAUAAAGAGAACAGAUUUCUACAUGCUGCCCAGUAUGGUGAUGUUUCGGAAUUGAAAAAAAUGAUUAAAGAUGGCAUUAAUGUAAAUGCCAGGCACUCAUUGGGUUGGACAGCGUUACAGGUUGCUGCUGUAAAUGGACAAGCUGAGAUCCUAAAAAUUCUGUUGGAUAGUGGUGCUGAUAUAAAUGCAGGAGAUGAUUUUGUUAGCACAAAUAGACUUGCCAUGCAAAAAGGUCUAGAUUUUAUGGAAGUUCUUAUGAAGAGAGAAGAAGAAUUCUCUGAUCAACUAAACAACAGGGCUACUUUUCAAGGUUUCACAGCAUUACAUUAUGCUGUGUUGAUUGAUUCAAAAGCAUGUGUGAAGAUAUUGUUGGACAAAGGAGCAGAUCCAACAAUAGAGAAUGAAGGAGGACAUCGACCGAUUGAUUAUGCUAAAGAAGGAGAAAUUAAGGAAAUGCUUCUAGAGUAUUCUACUAAAUAUGGUGAAUUAUUGAAAGAAAAAGAAGCAGAGGAACGACGUAGAUUUCCGCUUGAGCAACGUUUGAAGCAACAUAUUGUAGGACAGGAAGGAGCAAUUUCUAUUGUUGCUUCUACUAUCAGAAGGAAAGAAAAUGGUUGGAUAGAUGAAGAACAUCCACUAGUAUUUCUUUUCCUGGGUUCAUCAGGUAUUGGUAAGACAGAAUUAGCUAAGCGGUUGGCAGCUUAUAUUCACAAGAAUAAACCCAACGAUUUUAUUCGACUGGAUAUGUCUGAAUACCAAGAGAAGCAUGAGGUUGCAAAAUUAAUUGGAGCACCACCAGGAUAUGUAGGACACGAUAAUGGUGGGCAAUUGACAAAACUUUUAAGAAAGUGUCCCACUGCUGUUGUAUUAUUCGAUGAGGUUGAUAAAGCACAUCCCGAUGUCUUAACUGUACUGUUACAACUCUUUGAUGAGGGAAGAUUAACCGAUGGUAAAGGAAAAACAAUCGAAUGCAAAAAAGCUAUUUUCGUAAUGACAUCAAAUUUAGCAAACAAAGAGAUUGCUGAGCACGCACUGCAACUCAGAGCAGAAUCUGAUAGACUGUUAAAACAUAGAUUUGAAAAUACUUCCGAUGAAGAUCAGGAGCCGGAACGUAUUGAAAUAACUCGUAAUUUCAAAGAUCAAGUGGUACGACCAAUAUUGAAAGCGCAUUUUCGAAGGGACGAAUUUCUAGGAAGAAUAAAUGAGAUUGUGUACUUCCUGCCAUUCUCUCGGUCGGAAUUAAUAAAAUUAGUUACUCGAGAAUUGGAAGCAUGGGCUGUACGUGCAAAAGAAAGACAUAUGAUCGAGUUGAAGUGGGAAAGAGAUGUCUUGUCAGUAUUAGCGGAUGGAUACGAUGUCCAUUAUGGUGCUCGUUCCAUCAAGUAUGAAGUAGAAAGGCGCGUUGUUAACCAGUUAGCUGCAGCCCACGAACGAGGGCUAAUUAGUAAAAGUUGCUGUGUAUUAUUGAAAACCCAGCAGCAUGAGAAGAGUAAGAGUAUAGCUCUUUCUGUUCGACAAAAAGGCUCAAAAAAUUUUGUCGAUAUCGGAGAAAUAGAUAACACAGUCAAAAAUAUGAAAUUAAAAUUCUAAUAAUACAAUUGCCAUAGAACAUAAACCCUUUAGUUAAUUUAAAAGUGAGUACAUGACUAAUGUCACGAUAUUGUAUACAAAUUACGAUAUUGUAUACAAAUUUAUAAGUUGCAUUUCCCUUUCUUUAAUUUUUAUAAGAUUUAUUCAAUCUAAAUCUUAAUUAUUUUGCAGUUAAUUAACAAAUAUUUCGAUUAUCCAUCACUACUUAAUAUUUUAGAAAUUAUACUAUUUUCCUUGUUUACAAUAAUUAUAUUUAUCUUUACAAUUUUGCUUUAUAUAUGUGUUUGACGAGAUAAACAUAUUACCUGAAAUUAUAAAUUUACCAGUCAAUAUAUUUUAACAUUCUGGUCACACAAUGUAAUAUGUAUAGGUAAAACAUAAACAAAUUUAUUUCUGAUAUUGUAAUAGAGUAUCUGACUGAAUGUGAUAUUAAAUAAAGAAAAAUAAAAGGUAUUUUUUUUAAUAAAAAAUAAAAUGUA